UGUACUGAAAUGUUAUAUUUUGUCUCUCUACAAUUAUUAUUUCAUAACAUUAUCAAUAUAAUUAAACCCAUUUCUGGCAGUUAAAGUUUUUGACCCUUUCUCGAAAAUAUAUCUCAAUGAUUCAUCAAGUAAAAAGUGAUUGAUUCACUGUAAGAAUAAAAACAAUAAUUGGUCCGACAUAUUUGUAAUAACUAGUAUUUUAGUGAUAAGCUUGACCACUAAGAAGGGGACGUAUAUUGCGAAUUGUAAAAAACUUGUCAUUUCUAUUCUUUAGAAUAGAACAAUAAUGUCGAAGUUAACAUUGCUUGUGUUCGUGGUUAGUUUAUUAGCUUGCACAUAUGCAGCUACCAAAGUGAAAAAUGAUCCAAUUCCGAUAUCUGCUAUACCUCCUCCCUGGUACAUGAUACCAGUGCAUCCUAAUAAGCAAGGCCCUAGUCUUUAUGGCGAUGGAACGUCUAUAUCGUUGGAAGAUAAAACACAGGGAUUGAUUGGGUACAUUCUUGAUACCGCUUAUAGUUACACUCUGCAACCGAUUGUUAACAUAAUUUCACCAAUACUAUCCAUCAUGCUUGCACCUUUCAAUUAUGUGGGUAGCUUCAUUGGACUGACAAAAACACCACCACCAGAAAAGCAAAGAUUACGAAGAGAAGUUGCAUCAGAACCUGAAACAGAUGCAGACUCAGAAUCAACAGAGCUUCAAGGAAUAAACAUUGAUUCUUUAACCGAACUAGCUAUAAGGGCAAUUGAGUUUGUACUGACUGCCUAUCAAUAUAUGAUGACAUGGAUGGAUAUAUUGAUGGAUACACUUGAUGCGGAGGGUGACAUGAACUUUGAUGAAUUACUUAAAUUAAAUGAUUUGGAUUUUGAUCAAGCCAUGGCUUAUAUGAUGGAAGUAGGACAAGAAAUUGCAUUAAGAAUCGGCAUACGGUUAUGGAGUGUUGUAAAAUCUGAUCUACUUCCACUUUUGGAUUCUGCAAUUGUUGAAUUCCAGGAUUCUGAUUUGUUUUCAGAUGAUAUUAGACAGAUGCUAUUAUCUUUACACGCUGGUUACCAAAUGGCUCAUAUAUUAGAUAUUAUUUGAUUAUUAGAAAUUUUUUUACAUAUUAUGUAAAUCAAAUAAUCUGAAUAAUUAUUAAUAAAUUUUACUU
Messenger RNA from Chelonus insularis, 1148 nucleotides. RefSeq lists its product as uncharacterized. Bases 287 to 1081 code for a protein of 264 amino acids. The transcript is spliced from 2 exons. Lineage: Eukaryota; Metazoa; Arthropoda; Insecta; Hymenoptera; Braconidae. The record is from RefSeq and is a predicted model, not a curated record.